AUGAUUGAGCUGGGUUUAAAUCGCAUCAGCCGUCUUUUAAGGCACACCCCUCAACCGUGGAAAGCCAUUCAUGUCGCAGGUACCAAUGGAAAAGGUUCAAUAUGUGCCUAUCUAUCUGCAAUGCUACACGCCAGCGGUGUUCGUUGUGGCAGAUUUACUUCACCUCAUUUAAUUGACAGGUGGGAUUGCAUUACCAUCGAUGAACAACCGAUUCGAGAAUCCAUCUUCCGCGAGGCUGAGGCUCUAGUGUUAAAGAGAAACCAAGUAGAGGAUCUCAAAGCAUCCGAAUUCGAAUUACUUACAGCCACGGCAUUCGAAGUAUUUUAUAAAGAGAAGAUAGAGAUGGGAGUAAUUGAAGUUGGUCUAGGAGGAAGAUUGGAUGCGACAAAUACCAUGGAGAACAAAGCUGUCACUAUAAUCUCAAAGAUCGGUUUGGAUCACCAAUCAUUGCUAGGAAAUACAAUUGAGGAAAUAGCUCGAGAAAAAGCUGGAAUUAUGAGACCUGGUGUUCCUUGUGUGUUGGAUAGGAGCAAUAUACCUUCUGUACGGGAAGUCAUCUCAAAUUACGCCAAAGAAAUCGGAACGGAUGUCGUCAUCAGUUCUACAGAAUCAACAUUUUUGGACGAAAUCAAAGGCCAAGAUCUCGAACCUCAUCAAUUGGAGAAUUUAGCUUGCGCAUAUACUGCAUUUCACCUAGCAUAUACGAAAUUGGAAUCUCCUCUACAUCGACUCCUACCAGCUAUACAAAACAUUCAUUGGCCCGGAGCCUAUACUACUGGAUGGCGCACACAAUGUUCAAUCAGCAGAAGUUCUGGGUUCAUAUGUCAAUGGAAGACUUCGAACGAAAUCAAAUAA
Molecule: messenger RNA, 855 nt
Organism: Sclerotinia sclerotiorum 1980 UF-70
Lineage: Eukaryota; Fungi; Ascomycota; Leotiomycetes; Helotiales; Sclerotiniaceae
Exons: 2
Coding region: 1-855 (284 amino acids)
Biological process (GO): folic acid-containing compound biosynthetic process
Cellular component (GO): mitochondrion; cytosol; cytoplasm
Molecular function (GO): ATP binding; dihydrofolate synthase activity; tetrahydrofolylpolyglutamate synthase activity
Source: RefSeq, a predicted model, not a curated record